AUGAAUGUCCCUUUGGCUCCCAAGAAAUCAUGUUAUACUCAAUUGCAGGACAACAGAAAGGGCGUGAAAAAUAAUAAUGAGAGCCUCCUAAGUCUGGGCGAUACGAACGCCAAUCAAAUCAUGGUGGAGGUCCGUCCCCGUGAUGAGUCUCAGACAUGUGGCCUGACCGAUGAAGUUGGAAAUGCAAAUUCACGUGAGCCAGGAAACAGUACCCAUUCCCAUCAGGACUUCCCCUCCCUUCAGGGCUCUGGGAGGGGACUGCAUGCGGGCCCCAGUAGCCUGAAGGAUUUGCACUUCUCUUCCACGGUCCGUGGGGAGGUAAGUGAAGGGCCCACAGUGCAGAGAGGCACGGCUCUCCCGCAGACCCCGCGGAGUGUCCAGGGACCAGGUCUGGCGGGCUGGCGGAAUGUUCUGGGGGAGGCCAGUCCGGAAGUUUUGACUCCAAGGGAUGCUGAGAUGCCCCGGCGCCCUCCCAAGGAUAAGUUGGCAAAGACCCUGGACAAUGAGGAGCUGAGAAGGCAUGCCCGGGAAAGGGGGGGCUCUGCAGUGGACACGGUCACGGGGGAGCGUGCUGGGACCCUGACGCGGCCAGCUCCACAGCCAGCCCCGCUGGACUCCCCUGAAGCCCUGGAUUGUGUGCCCACAGCUGUCGAGGGGCCCCAGAAGAUGGGGACAGCCCACGCCCCACGGACAGGGUUUCCUCCGGCUGACAUCACCGCAGAAGGAAAGAGUGUGUGUCAUCCUAAACCAGCUACCUCAGAAACCAAGGAGACCCCCUGCUUAGAGCCCCAGCCGGAGGGGGCGCACGGACCAGAAGUUAGCAGUGAGAGCACACGGCGUUCCACCCACCCAGAGCGUGCGCUGACCGCAGCAUCCAAGGACGCGCCAGAAGCACAGCUGGGGCAGGGGAAGGGAGCGCCCGAGCUGGAGCCGCAAUCCGUCCCGCCCUGGGCCACGCAGGAACUAAUGGCAGCUGGGGCUGAGGGUCUGGGAUGUCCCACGGAAGACAGCGUGGUGCUCCAGGAGAGGAGGGAGCCCGGCGGAGAAGCACAGCACGAAGCCCCCACGAGGGCAGUCAGCAGCCUGCCCCAGAGUGGUGUCCACCCGGUGGCCAGAGGCAGGGGUGUGCAGGACAGGAGCGCCGUCCACCUUGGGGAGCAGGGUUCUCUUCACACCGCCCCCAAACCCAGCGCUGCUCCCUUGCGACCUGCUGAUAACCAGCCCCCUGGCAAACUGUUAUCCACCUCAGCUCGGACACCGGGUGACAGUUCACGCGGCAGCAUGUCCCCGCGUGAUGGUCCCGCGCCCUCCAUUCCGCAGGCCCUUUCUGACUGCGGGCCCUCAGAUGCCAGUGAGGACCAAGGGGGGCUGUGCGGCGGGAGCCGGGGCAGGGCUGCAGUUUUUCCUUCAGACCCUUCUGUUGGAGAGAGCCAAAUUGGGGUCCCCGAGCCCCUUGACCCUCAGAGCAGCAGCCCAGAAGCAGGGGAAAGCACAGGGGUCACUACAUCUGCUGCUGAAGUUCUAGAAGAUGCAGCUGAGACGGAAAGUUCCCCAGCAAGAACAGGUUCUCUUCUCCGUGCCCCAGCCCGUCUCCACCCAGAGACCGCUGUGACGGUGGCCCACCUGCCGGCUCUACCCAGCUCCGCUCCUCAGGACCCCAGCGUGCUGAGUGUGGACGCAGGGUCGUCCCCGGCUGCCCCACCUCCCACGGACACCUCCCCAGAAGUGCCCGACAAGGCCGUCUGCGUCAGCGGUAUCCCCAAGCCUGUCUGCACACGUGUCGAGGAUGCUCCUUCCUCCCAGGAGGGGCCGGAGAACCACCAGGUGGAACGCACAGAGGAGAGGACAGAACCCAGGCCCAUCAUUCUGCCGAAGCCCAAGCACGUGCGGCCCAAGAUCAUCACCUACAUCCGGAGGAGCCCGCAGGCGCUGGGCCAGGUGGACGCUGCGCUGGUCCCCGUGGGGCUUCCCUAUGCUGCGCCCCCAGGCAACUCGCCUCUUCCCAAAGAGGAGAAGGUGGCCGGCGGCGACCUGAAGCCAGCGGCCAGCCUCUACGAGAAGUUCAAGCCGGACUUGCAGAAGCCGAGGGUCUUCAGUCCUGGAUUGAUGGUCUCUGGAAUCAAACCCCCGGGGCACCAUUUCAGUCAAAUUAGUGAAAAGUUUUUGCAGGAGGUCACAGAACGCCCUGGAAAGGAAGACUUCUGUUCUCCUCCCUAUGCGCACUACGAAGUUUCUCCCACCUUCUACCACUCGGCCAUGCUCCUUAAGCCCCAGCUGGGGUUGGGCGCGAUGUCCCGUUUACCGUCCGCGAAGAGCAGGAUCCUGAUCGCCAGUCAGAGGUCGUCAGCAAGUGCCGUCCACCCGCCCGGACCCAUAGCAACAGCCACCGGUCUCUACAGCUCCGACCCUGCAGCAGAUUUAAAGAAAGCCUCCAGUUCAAAUGCUGCCAAAUCCUGUCUCCCGAAAUCUGGACUCCGCCCUCCUGGAUACUCGCGUCUGCCGGCAGCCAAGCUGGCGGCCUUUGGCUUCAUGCGGAGCUCCAGCGCGUCCUCGGUCGCCAGCACCCAGUCCGCGGACAGCGCACAGCCCGAGCAGAGCCGGCCGGCCAACCGUCCAGCCUUUGGGAACGAAGACCAGCCAGCCCUGAAGGCCACUCUGCCUUCCAAAGACGCACCCAAGGGAGCCGGCCGGGUGGCCCCUCCGGCAUCCUCCGGUGUCACCACACCCCGCAGGAGUUUGCUUCCGGCGCCGAAAUCCACAUCCACGCCCACUGGAACAAAGAAAGAACUACAGAAAGAUCAAGAGGCUAAUAAACCUGCUACUUCAUCUCCAAAGAGAGUGGCAGCUUCGACCACCAAGCUUCAUUCGCCAGGAUACCCCAAGCAGAGGAGCACGGCUCCCCGAAAUGGGUUUCCCCCCAAGCCCGACCUGCAGGCCCGGGAAGCGGAGCGGCAGCUGGUCCAGCGGCUGAAGGAGAGGACUGAGCAGCAGGCCCGGCAGCUGGGCCUCGUGCAGGGGGAGCUGCGGCGGGCCGUCCGCGGCUUCCAGGCGCUCGCCGUGUCCACGCAGCACUUCUUCCGCAAGAAUGAAAGUGCCCUCGUGAAAGAAAAGGCGCUGUCGAUCGAGCUCGCGAACGUCAGGGAUGAAGUAGCCUUCAACACAGCCAAGUGUGAGAGGCUGCAGAAGGAGAAGGAAGAGCUGGAGAGGCGGUUUGAGGACGAGGUGAGGAAGCUGGGCUGGCAGCAGCGGGCGGAGCUCCAGGACCUGCAGGGGCGCCUGCAGCUGCAGUUCCAGGCGGAGGCGACGCGGCUGCAGGAGGAGCAUGGCGCCCAGCUGCUGCGGAUCCGGUGUCAGCACCGCGAGCAGGUAGAAGACAUCACCGCCAGCCAUGAGGCUGCUCUCCUAGACAUGGAAAAUAGCCACACGGUGGCCAUCGCGAUCCUGCAGGAUGACCAUGACCACAAAGUCCAAGAACUGGUGUCUACCCACGAGCUUGAAAAGAAAGAACUGGAAGACAGUUUUGAAAAGCUGCGGCUGUCAUUACAGGACCAGGUGGACACGCUGACCUUCCAGAGCCACUCCCUGCGGGACCGAGCCAGACGCUUCGAGGAGGCUUUGAGGAAAAACACCGAAGAGCAGCUGGAGGUCGCACUGGCUCCCUAUCAGCACUUGGAGGAAGACAUGAAGAGUCUGACACAGGUAUUGGAGAUGAAGAAUCAGCAAAUACACCAGCAGGAAAAGAAGAUCAUGGAGCUGGAAAAGCUGGCGGAGAAGAACAUCGUCCUGGAGGAGAGGAUCCAGGUUCUCCAGCAGCAGAACGAAGACCUCAAGGCGAGGAUUGACCAGAACACCGUUGUCACAAGACAGCUGUCCGAGGAAAACGCCAACCUCCAGGAGUAUGUCGAGAAGGAGACCCAGGAGAAGAAGAGGUUGAGCCGGACCAACGAAGAGUUGCUCUGGAAACUCCAAACUGGAGACCCAACCAGCCCAAUUAAACUCUCACCCACAUCCCCUGUUUACCGUGGCUCCUCCUCUGGGCCCUCCUCACCCGCCAAAGUCAGCGCCACGCCCAGAUGACGCCGCCACCAGGCAGCCGCUGGAGCUGCGGCUCCUCGCGCGCCCUGCGCUUCCACCUGGAGGGAGGCCCCGCCCCG
Molossus molossus (Pallas's mastiff bat) is the source of this 4154-nucleotide messenger RNA. It is a transcript of the gene MTUS2, whose product is annotated as microtubule associated scaffold protein 2. NCBI's taxonomy places the organism in Eukaryota, Metazoa, Chordata, Mammalia, Chiroptera, Molossidae. The transcript has 14 exons. Bases 1 to 4077 code for a protein of 1358 amino acids. The record is from RefSeq and is a predicted model, not a curated record. Gene Ontology annotation, molecular function: microtubule binding. Gene Ontology annotation, cellular component: cytoplasm; nucleus.